AGUGUGUAAGGAUCACUUUGAUAAAUCAAAUGUUUAUACAAGUUUGAUUACUUUUUGUAACUUUGAAAUUUUUUAGAGUGAACUUGAUUUUUUUUUUUUUUUUUUGAAAUUAGAGUGAACUUGAUUAAAUUUAGGAUAAUUUUGAUUAAUUUAACACAUAAGUUAUGAAAAAACGAAAAAAAAAACAAAGGAAAAGUUGACAUUCUUGACAAUUUGACAUUACAGGCUUUGCAAAAACCGAAAACACUAAAAGCAAACAAAUACUGGAUUUGAAAUUCCACCAGAAAUUAAUGGCUUUCUAUGCUCUAACAAGAAACCAUUUCCGAAAGCUUAAUCCUCUGUCUUUACAUCAAAUUUCAAUCCCAAAAUUUCCCAAAUUUUUACCCUUUUCAAACAUCCCAAAUUCACAAAGUUUUAAUCUUUCAAAUUCCCUCCAACAAUCCCAAUACAGGAAACAAAUUUCACUUGCCAAUCUUUUGCAGAGGUAUGGUUUCCCCUCUUCUGAACUUCACGCAUUUCUUACGAAGAACAAAUUUUUAUUGAGUUCUAAUGUAUCAGAAAUUGAGCAAUCUAUGGGAAUUUUGUUGUUGUCAUUUAAAUUGCAGCAAAAUUUGCUUGUUUCAUUAGUAUAUGGAUGCCCUAGUAUUCUAGACUUGGUUUUUUUGAAGAAAUGGGAAGUGGGUAUUUCUUCAUUGGGACUAUUAUCUAGUUCUCCAAGAGUAGUUAGUAGCAUUCUUGAGUUUUCUAAAAGAUAUCGGAUUAACCCAGAUAGAUAUUGUAGUUGUGUUCAAAUUUUGAAGGGUUUAGGGUUUAGUGAUGGCACAAUUAGUAGCAUUUUAGAGGGUUUUCCAGGGGUAGUUAUGAUCGAUGAGAACGAGCUUCGAAAGAGGAUAGAUUUUUGGGUAUUUGUAGGAAUUGGAAAGGAAGCUGUUGAUAAGAUUUAUCUUUCUUUUCCAGGAGUAUUAGGGUUUCAGGUUGAGAGUAGGUUGAAGCCUCUGCUGAAUGAAUUCUUGGAUAUGGGUUUUGGAAGGCGGUUAGUGCGAGAAGAGAUCAUCAGAGAACCUAGGAUUCUUAAUCUAGAGCUUGGGGAGCUACGACGGUGUUUGGAGUUGAUUCAGAGGUUGAAGUGUCGAGAAUCGAUCAGAGAGAAGAUAUUGAGUAAGGGGGAGUUCAGAGCCGGGUUUUCUGUUAAAGUAAGAGUUGAUUGCUUAUGUAGAUAUGGGUUGAUCCGAAGAGAUGCUUUGAGCAUAUUGAAACGAGAGCCGAGGUCAAUAACAUAUGACAUUGAGGACAUUGAGAGCAAAAUUGAGUUUCUUUUGGAGCGGAUGAAACUUGAUGUUGAAUGCUUAAUUGAGGUCCCUGAGUAUUUGGGGGUAAAUUUCGAAAAACAAAUUGUUCCUAGAUACAAUGUGAUUGAAUAUUUGAGAUCAAGAGGCGGGCUUGGUUUUGAGGUAGGAUUGAGGGAUAUUAUAAAACCAAGUAGGCUGAGAUUCUACAAUCUCUAUGUUAAGCCAUAUCCUGAGUGUGAAAAGUUGUAUGGCAGAUUUUCUGAGUAUGUUGAACAAAAGAACCGGCAUCCCGUUGGACUUUGGAAGCACUUUAAGCCUCCAAAGUACGAAGAGACAAAAGAAGAUUUGAAGAACUUGAAAUCAUUCACAGAAUUCUUGGUUUGACAUGGAAUUUUGAAAAUUUUACUUGUUUCAUGAUGAUCAUUACUCCAAUCACAUGCUCACUAAGGGAUCCUACUAAGAGUAAGGUUGAUUGGAUUUUGAUACUUCCAUAAGAUCUUGGGAAGUAGAUGUCCAGCCAGAGAGAAAGCAUAUACUCACACAACUAGAACGAUACUGAAUGUGAAUGACAUUGUGCUGCAUAUUAUGUCAAGAUCUAUGGAAGAGCUCGUAGUUAUUGGUUGCUAUCUGACGUUAGAAUAGCUUCUAAUUUUUGGUGCAGCUACGUCUGACCUGUAAUCUGUCCAGCUAAAGUGAUUUUGUUAAAGCUUCGAGCAUGGAAUAAGAAAUGCUGCAGCAGAUUCUUCUUAUGUUUGAACAAGGAAGAACCUAAGAGCAAGACGUGAAAAACAUGGAAGCCUCACAUACCCAACACUAGUAGCCAUGUAUGAGUAAAAUGAUGAAGAGGAAGACAUGAGAAUGUUAAAGCCGUCGCUAAAUUCUUGGUUUAAUACAGAAAGUCUGCAAAGUCCUAUCUGUCUCGUGGGAGGCGUUGAUCAAAAGGGAGGCAUUUUUGUGCUAAUAAACAGAGCAAUGCAGAUUGCAGAAUGAGGAUGGUAUAACAUAUAAGAUCACUUGAAAAUCUACGAAGAAUCCUGAUCUUGCUAUGGAAUGUUAAUCUUUUCAUAUUCGCUAGACAUUGCAACCAUUAUUGCUGUCCAACCUCUAGUCUCCACUCUCCAGAGUUGCUCUCUGUUAAAUGUCAACGCUUGAAAGAAUAUGUUUGCACAAGUUUUUUUUUUCCUUUGCUCUUUGUGCUUUACAAUUCUGUUUUAAACUAUAACCAUUACAGGGAGAAAUUUAUUGUUUCAUGCA
This is a messenger RNA of Beta vulgaris subsp. vulgaris (sugar beet), 2543 nucleotides long. RefSeq lists its product as hypothetical. Gene Ontology annotation, biological process: regulation of DNA-templated transcription. The transcript has a single exon. Gene Ontology annotation, molecular function: double-stranded DNA binding. NCBI's taxonomy places the organism in Eukaryota, Viridiplantae, Streptophyta, Magnoliopsida, Caryophyllales, Amaranthaceae. The record is from RefSeq and is a predicted model, not a curated record. Bases 291 to 1673 code for a protein of 460 amino acids.